Molecule: messenger RNA, 1656 nt
Organism: Plasmodium gaboni
Lineage: Eukaryota; Apicomplexa; Aconoidasida; Haemosporida; Plasmodiidae
Source: the annotation of a RefSeq genome assembly
AUGAAAAAGAAAGAAAAUAUACAAUUAUUAAAUUUUGUAUAUUAUAAAUUUUAUUUAACAUUUAUUGUUGGGUUGUUAUAUGUAUUUUUAUUGAAUAUAUUAAUUAAAGGAGGUCGUUCAAAAAAUGGUGUGCAUUUUACUAAUAUUAGAUGUGUAAGGAUUUUCUCAGAAAAUAUAAAAAAUAUUGAUGAAAUAUCCAAGAAUAUAUUCUUGUAUAAUAUAAAAAAGGAUGAUAUUUUAUAUAGGGAUUCAUUAGAUAAAAUAAAUGAAAUAGAUAAUAAAAUAAAGUAUAAUUCCUUAAAGGAAGAAGAUAUAAUACUCUUAAAAGAAGGGAAGUAUAAGAAUGAUUAUAGUGAUAUUAAUUUAUUAAAUAGAAAUAAUGUGUAUAAAAAUGAUGAUGAAUCUUUUAGAAAUUACCAUAAAAGAAAUAAUAAUGAAGAUAAAAAUGUGAAUAUUAAAUCUUAUAUAUAUAAUUGGGAAUUAGGUCAGAAAUCCUUAAUAAAAAUGUUAGAUUAUGCAGAUAAUUUUUAUUUUAAUGGUGUGAAAUAUAGUGAUUGGAAAUUAACAUCUAUGAGAAGAUUUAAUUUAAAUAAUAAUGUUUUGAAGGAUCAUAAAACAUAUAAAACUAUAAUUAAUUCAAAAAAAAAACAGGAUGAUAAGAAAAAAGUAAAAUUAUUUAUAAAAAAAAUACCUAUUGAUAUAUGGGUAGAACAAUUUAAUUUGAUGAAAGAAUAUGAAGGAGAAUAUUUAAUAGAUAAAGAAAAUUAUGUAAUGGAAGCAGUUUCUUUAGCUUUUUUGAAUGAAUAUUAUCCAGGAAUAACACCUAAAUUUUAUAAAAUAUUAUAUGAGUCAGAUAAAAAAAAUAUUAAAGAAAAGAAUUACAAAAAAUAUAAAUUUCAUGAUUUAAAUGAAUUAAAUGAUAUAUUAACAAAAGAAUUAGAAAAUAAUAUUAAUGGUAAUAUAGUAUUAAUAUCUGAAUUUUUUGGUGAAAAUGUAUUUAAUUAUAUAAAAAGGAAAAAAAAUAAUAUAUUUGUUGUUUCCGAUAUAAGUAAUGAAGAUAAAAAAAAAAUUCUUUAUAAUUCAUUAAAUUUAUUAAUGAGGUUACAUAAUGCUGGAUUAACUCAUCUUGAUUUAUCUCCUGAUAAUAUGUUAAUUUCGCCAAAAAAUUAUGAAAUGCGCCUAUGUGAUUUGGCUCAAACUACACCUAUGUAUACUAAUAAAUUAAGACAUAAAGAAAAAGUAAAAUUUAUACAACCUUUUGAAUCGUUUGAACCUUGUAUAGGAAAAAUUGAAUAUAUACCUCCGGAAUGUUGGAAAAUUGUGUGGAAAUAUAAACUAAAUAAAAUUAAAAAUCCAAUUGAAUAUUUAAAAAAUAUUUCAAACCAAGAAGAAAGAAAAAAAUAUUAUUAUGAUGUAGGAAUCUUCUUUAUUUGGAUGUGGAAUAAUGGUUUUAUAUGGAAAUGUUCAGAUCCAAUACAAGAUAAAAUUUUUCAAAUUUUUAUAAGAUCAAAUAUGGAUUUGAAUACAUUUAUCAUGACAAAAAGUUGGCCUCAUGAACUGAACAAUUUGAUUAACAAAUUGUUACAUAUGGACAAUAGGAAGACUGUAAAAUUAAGUGAUUUGUGUACGCAUCCAUGGUGGUCUAGUAAAUAUUAA